GCUAGUUUUCCUCUUAGUGUAAUUUCAUUCCAGGGAAAGGGAAGCAAAAUGUCUGCCGAAGGCACCAGAUCGGUGGACAAGAAACCUCGCGAUACCGCCUUCAAACAACAACGGCUGCCGGCAUGGCAGCCCAUCAUGACCGCAGGGACCGUCCUGCCCGCCUUCUACGGCGUGGGGCUGCUCUUUAUCCCCAUCGGCAUCGGUUUGUUGGUCACGUCUAACAACGUCCAGGAGAUAGUGGUGGAUUACACCAACUGUAAGGCGUCAGGUGCUAACCAGACGUGUGCGCAGGUGGUACAGAACGUGAGCAGCCCGGGGACGUGCGUGUGUCAGGUGGACUUCACCAUCAGUACCGACAUCACCGGCAGUGUCUACAUGUACUACGGACUCACCAACUUCUUCCAGAACCACCGCAGAUACGUCAAGUCACGCGAUGAUGACCAACUCUUGGGGAUGAAGCAAACCAAGUCGAGUCUGAACACUGACUGUAAGCCAUAUGAUGGGGAAACCAUCAACGGUACCUUCAUGCCGUAUGCACCAUGUGGGGCCAUCGCUAACAGUCUCUUCAGUGAUACGCUGACCCUGUCCUACGGCAGCACUCCCGUGGGACUGAUCAACACCGGCAUCGCCUGGUGGACGGACAAGAACGUCAAGUUCCGCAACCCGACAGGGAGCAGCCUGCAAGAUGCCUUCUCAGGCACUUUGAAGCCCAAGUACUGGCAGAGCCCCGUGUACGAGCUGGACUCCAACAACCCCGACAACAACGGGUACCUGAACGAAGAUCUCAUCGUCUGGAUGCGGACCGCGGCGUUCCCCACAUUCCGUAAGCUGUACCGGCGCGUGAACCACACCGACACCUUCCAGGACGGUCUCCCUGCUGGGAACUACACCCUGACUGUGGACUACAAAUACCCUGUGACGGCGUUUGACGGCACCAAGCGAAUGAUCCUGAGUACCGUAUCGUGGCUCGGAGGGAAGAACAGCUUCCUGGGUAUCGCGUACAUCGUGGUGGGCUGUAUCUGUCUGGUGGUCGGCCUCGUAUUCACCAUCAUACAUAUCAAGUAUGGGAAAAAUGAGGAUGGUGAACUGGCCAAACUUGUAGCCCAACAACGAUUAGGUACCAUUUCUGCUGCAGAGAGACAAUGACAUCUGACAACCUGACAUGACAGACUUGGGAACUGGAAUGUAAAGAAGAAAUGAAUUAGAGGAACAACUACAUGUGAACACCCCUAUGUAACAAGUAGAGCAGUCCAACUUAACAACAAGUAACCAAUCAGCAAGAACAAUUAUGGAAUUGCAUAAAUGUCAUGGGGGUAUUAUUUCCUUUUGUGAUAAUGAAAGAUUAUCAGUAGAAACUGCACUGUUUUUUUGUGUGUGUGAAAGGCUGAACAAGUAGACAUUAUAAUUAUAUAUUAGCCAGCAAUCAUUUGUGCAUUUGUUGAUAGUCAUGCAAAUACUUAGUAGUAGUUGUACAUAUCCUAGCCCUUUUAAAAGCUGGAAUUUUAGUCAUACAUGUACAUGUAAUAUGAUCUGUAUAUUGUGAGAUAAAAACAUGAUUCUAGUCUGCUAAGAGAUUAAAUUUUUAAGUAAUUUGGUGAUGUUAAUCUAUUAUACACAUACGUGUAUAUGGUGCAAUAUUGAAUGUACAACCAGUUUUUUUGUUACACGUAUACUAGUACAUGUAUGUAUUAUCUAGUAUGUUUGGUUGGAAGGUACAAUGCAGUGGAAAAGAAAAUUAUCAUAAGAAAAUGUAGAAGGAAGGCAGCAUUUUGAAGAUAAUCCAGACUUGUUUAGUGUAUUAUAGAAUACCAUAAAUACAAUAUACAGAAACUUCUCUACAUGCACUCUUUUAUUUUAGUGCUCCCAUACAUGUAUGCAUUUUAUAUCUUCUUUUCGGAAGGUGUCCUCUGGAUGCAUGUUUCAAAGACCUUUAAUAUAGUUACCUUUUCAAAAGACCACAGUUUGUGAACAAGAACCUACAUUGUGCAAUGACUGAUUUUUAAAACACUCAAACAUUAUAAAGAUCAAAAUUCAGAGAUAUACAUGUAUUUAUUGUUACUAAGUCUUACUGUAUGUACAUGCAUGUUGUUCAUGCAGUUUUGAAAAAGUUUGCUGUAUUGAAGUUAGAUUUUAUAUCUUUUUCCUUUGUCAAACAUCAAAUUCAACAGUUAUAGAAUUGAGAAGUCCACCGUGAGAAAUCUGAGAUGACUGCAGUCUGUUAUGCGAUAUUGGUCGGUAGUUUUUAUUUCAUUUUCCAUUUGAUAUCAAGAACAUUCCGUAGUUCAUGUAAGUCAGAACAGAAUUCCCAAAUUGUGAAAGAUGUCAUCCUAGGAAUGGGGAGAUAUAUGUUAAAUAUGUGUGACGCCGAUUGUGACUCAGAAAGAUGCAAUUUUCUCAGUUUACCAUGUAGAUUUUACCACAGGUGCAGUACUGUGCCAUUUUUUCCAUGUUGUAUGUUUAUUACAUGUUUGUAGUAUGAUAGCUUUUCCAUACUUAAGGUUGUUCAAACACGGCAUUCGUAAGGGUUAGGGAAAUUAUUUCACGUUGUCAAGAAAUUGUAAAAAUGACUAUGGAUCUAAAAAUAUGGUUCACAUAUUACCUGCAGUAUCAAUGCAGUGCUAUAAGGAUGAAAACUAGACAAUCCAACUGUCCAAGAAAAUAGGAAGUGUUAGAGAAUGCAAAGUUUCCCUUUUAUACAUGAUCAAAUGCCCGUCAUACAUUCAAGACCUUCCCCAACCUUGCCUCCGAACACCAGCAGACCUCGUUCAGAAUGAUGUUUAGGAGCAGUCUAACCACGCUUACCUUUAUGUACAAAUCGAAACGAAUUUGAGUUAAAUUUUAGUCAAAUUUGCCCCCGAACACACCCCCCAAAAACUGCUGACUAGUAGCCUACCUCGCCGAACACCAGCCAACUUUACUUCAACCUACUCCUUUGGUUGGGGGGCGUUCAGCUAGUGUUCAGGAGGCCAAAUUCGUGACGGGCUUUAAGGUAGUCUUUAAGCACCAAAUUUGCAUUGGUUUUGGUAUUAAACGGCAAGGAAAAGGUUCAAAUUACGGUUGUACUGUUGAUUUGAAAACUAGUUUUUUUUACUGUACACAAUUGAUGCAUGCCUUGAUAUUUUUUGUGUGAUUUUGUGCAACCCAACAUACAUGUGUAAUGUUCAACUUUGUUUAUGUAAAGGAGAAUAAAUAUCGGAACAU
Messenger RNA from Branchiostoma belcheri (Belcher's lancelet), 3201 nucleotides. Its product is annotated as cell cycle control protein 50A-like. NCBI's taxonomy places the organism in Eukaryota, Metazoa, Chordata, Leptocardii, Amphioxiformes, Branchiostomatidae. Gene Ontology annotation, cellular component: endoplasmic reticulum; plasma membrane; Golgi apparatus. The record is from RefSeq and is a predicted model, not a curated record. Bases 49 to 1146 code for a protein of 365 amino acids. The transcript has 8 exons.